GACACACAAUGGCAGCCAGUGGCACAGCUGUAACGGUUCUUGCUCCUAAUGGGAGAAGACAAACAGUUAAAGUGUCUCCAAACACGCCGUUAUUACAGGUGCUGGAGGACGUCUGCAAAAAGCAGGGAUUUAACCCGGACGACCACGGUUUGAAGUUUCAGAGGACUGUUGUUGACCUCACGGUUCCAUGGAGGUUUGCCAACCUGCCCAACAAUGCUAAACUGGAAGUGGUGAAAAGUACAAGGAAACAGGCUGCAGCUGACAGCCAGGUGCGAAUUGCACUUCAGAUCGAGGACGGCUCUCGGCUCCAGGGCUCCUUCUCUAGUGGACGUAGUCUGUGGGACCUGCUCACACAUUUCCCUCAGAUCAGUGCGUCCGAGCUGUCCGAGUCAGGAUCCACUCCGGUGUGUGUUUACAUGAGAGACGAGGUGAGUGGGGAAGAAGCACUAAAGAAGGCCACUCUGAAGUCUCUGGGUCUCACAGGAGGAAGUGCCAUUGUGAGGUUUUUAAUCAAAAAGAACAAAACUCCUGGAGGGGAAGAUGACGGAGAAGCCACUGAAACAACUGCUGUGCCAACUACUCAUGUUGCCAAGGAAACCACACCUAGCUCGUCAUCUCAGCACGAUCCUGCUCCAUCCCAUCCAGAGACCUCAAGAACAGACGUGCCAGUUAAAAAUUCAACUUCAGAUAGGCCAAUGGAAACCCUACCUGCGCCAGCUCCUGUCUCUGCCACCAGCACACUUCCUGUUCAGCAGGAAGACGUUCUGAAACCCCAGGAAGCGGUUCGACCAAAAGUCCCCCCUGUUGAGAGGGGAGCACCAGAGGAAGAUGGAGAAAAAGCAGGGCCAUCAGGACUAAGUUCUCAUCCAUCUUCCUCCUCCUCCUCCUCCUCCUCCUCCACUCCCUCAGCUCCAUUCAUUCCCUUCUCUGGAGGUGGUCAGCGCCUCGGAGGCCCAGAGGGAGGGGCAGUUGGACGCUCACUGUCUUCGUCCUCAUCUCUGUCAGCCCUGACGGCUACAGUAGAAUCACCCAAAGCCAAGAAAGCCAAAUCCAGCUAUGGUGAUAGCACCCAGCGUCAGGCCACCUCCGACCAGCCUGAUGAGGACAUGGAUCAUGGGGAGGAGUUUUUGGAGCCAGUGGAGAGGGAGCCUCUCAUCUACCACCUGGACUCCAUGUCCCGUCAGUCUGAGGACCAGGAGGAUCUGCCCGACGAGUUCUUUGAAAUGACGGUGGAUGAUGUGCGGAAGCGUUUCGCCCAGCUGAGGAGCGAGAGGAAGUUAUUGGAGGAGGCUCCGCUGAUGACUGAAUCUAUGAGAGAAGCCCAGAUGAAGGAGAAGCUGGACAGAUAUCCCAAAGUGGUCCUGAGGGUCCAGUUUCCAGACAGACAUGUUCUACAAGGCUUCUUCAGGCCCCUGGAGACAGUUGGUGCCGUGAGGCACUUUGUGAGGAGUCACUUGGAGGAUCCUCAGCUCAGUUUCUACCUGUUCAUCACGCCUCCAAAAACCAUUCUGAGCAACCCUUCAGCGACACUUUUCCAGGCCGACCUGUUCCCUGGUGCGCUGGUGUACUUCGGCUCUGACGUUAAGACAGAUUUUUACAUAAAGAGGGAACUCCUUGAAUCCUCUGUCUCGGCCUUGCAAGCAAAUGAGUCUGUUGCAAGCUGCAUGCUCCAUUCCCCGACAUGCUCCUCCAGCUCUGUGGGCUCGGACGAGCCGCUGCCUCCUCCAGAGCAGACAGCGGACACCAGCAGGUCCACACAGGACGAGCGAGACCCGUCUGCACGCACCCAGGCUGCUAAACCUACCAGAUCUGACCCGGGCAAGGUGCCUAAGUGGCUCAAGCUUCCAGAAGAAAGAACAGAAGGCUUUGAACCACACGAUUCUUGUCAUGGUAAGAAAUAAGAACUGCGAGGACUGACCGCAAGAGACGUCUGACAAACUCUGCCUUGCAGACUGAGUAGAGCACUUAAAUAUUUUCUGCGCUUUGAAAAAGGCUCAGCAUUGUGACCGCAGUGGACUGAAUCCAUCGUGUAGGAUGCCGGCACUCAACCAGGUUUUCAAACCGUCAAAGUAAUGAGCUGAACGACUGGAUAAAUAGUGAAUCUUUUAUUGCCAUGAAGAUUGAUGUGUUUCAUUCCGGUGGGUCUCUGGGGGAAAAAAGUAGAGAGGAGGGAGUGCUUAAGUGGCUGCUUUUAAUCAGCACAUGAAAAUGUAUCAGAAAUUGAAUAAAGAUUGUUGUACUAAAA
Toxotes jaculatrix (banded archerfish) is the source of this 2245-nucleotide messenger RNA. RefSeq names its product ASPSCR1 tether for SLC2A4, UBX domain containing (gene aspscr1). Lineage: Eukaryota; Metazoa; Chordata; Actinopteri; Toxotidae. Gene Ontology annotation, molecular function: protein binding. Gene Ontology annotation, biological process: signal transduction. The transcript is spliced from 18 exons. Bases 9 to 1901 code for a protein of 630 amino acids. The record is from RefSeq and is a predicted model, not a curated record.